This is a messenger RNA of Pseudophryne corroboree (corroboree frog), 2999 nucleotides long. It is a transcript of the gene TP53I13, whose product is annotated as tumor protein p53 inducible protein 13. NCBI's taxonomy places the organism in Eukaryota, Metazoa, Chordata, Amphibia, Anura, Myobatrachidae. Gene Ontology annotation, cellular component: cytoplasm. The transcript has 9 exons. The record is from RefSeq and is a predicted model, not a curated record. The coding region runs from base 157 to 1767 and encodes 536 amino acids.
AAGAAGUUGCUGUGACGCUAGGGGUGGAGCCGGCAUGUGAUGGGCGGUGACUUGUGCAGUGCAUUCGCUGAUUGGCGGAGACGCCGCGGUGCUGGAAGAACGUGACGUGUAGUGCAGGCCGAACCUACCCCGGGAUGUGCGCUGAGAGCGGCCGGGAUGUGGUUGCUGUGCGCGGUCUGUGCUGUGGUGCUGCUGCCGCCGAGCUGUGCGGAGAACGCUGCAUGUGACGAUGGGCAGUUCAAUAUUCAGCUCGACCUGCCAGAUGACCGUGCUUAUUUGUGUACCGGAGACUAUAUUCCUCUCCCAAAGCAGGUAUUACCCAGUGUUGCCAUCAGGUAUAAGCCGGAGAACUCCUAUCACGCUUGCAUGGACACUGCAAUAGAGUAUACAGCUGCAAUACCAAACAGUGGCGCACAUCGACCCAUAUUGGCCAAGUAUGGACAAUAUAUUUACUGCCCACCUCAGCGAUGGGUCCACAAUCUGCAGCAUGCGGGUGUAGCUUUCCUCUACCAUCCGUGUACACACUCCUAUCUGAAGGAAGCAUUCUUCUUGGUGGCCAGAAGCUGCACACCGAACCAUAUAAUCACACCACUCCCGACACUCUCCAGAGAACGGCCUAUAGCUUUGGCUGCAUGGUGCUCUACUCUUGAAAUGUCACACAUAAAUGUGACUGAAAUAAGGGAUUGGCUGAGGGAAAACCAUGAACAUCGCUAUGAUGCUGAAGUAGAUGUCUCCUACCAGCAUUUACUUAUCCGGCCAUCAUUGGUGGCAUCUGGUAACACCAGUAUCUGCUCAGAAAGGACAUUACGGCUACUAAAUCGUUCUUCAAACCAUGGAACCAGGCUAAAAAUGUAUAUCUUAAGUAAGAGGAGGAGGAGAGCAGCUUUACCAUUCAUCUCAGGUGUACAUGAUGUAGUACUGUCUGAUGCAUCUACGAGCACUUUCUCUGCUACACUAUCUGGGAUACCUACAGAGCCAGGCACCAAAAAUCAGGCUAACCUUUCAUUUGUAGCAAUUACUGGUGAUCAUCCGUCUCCAAAUCCUGUAACACCGCUGCCGCCUAAAGACACAGACCUUGGAGAUUCAAUAGCUGGUAUCCAUAGCCGGGAGACCAAAGUGCCAGAACUGCCUGUGGAAACCAAUGUAUCCAAUAUUAGAAAUAUCUCAAAGAGCUUACUUGACCCUAAUCUGGCACACUCCAUUGGAAAUAAUAGCUCAGAGGAGAAGGAUCAUAAUGAAAAGUCGGCAACACCUCCAGUCACACAACUAGUCUCCCCAGAAUCCCCACCAAAUAAGAAGUCUAUAAGCUUGGUCACAGGUUUUCCAGCUUCUACAAAACCACCAGAUAAAUUAACUGACCAGAAACAUUUGUCCACCAUUGCUGAGAAGCCAGAGUGCACUUGUCGCCAAGAUUCCACUCCGCAAUCACCAGCCAAGGUCCUAAGAAGACUUGGUGCUGGUCAGCAGAAGAACUCUGAUGUGUUUGUUUCCACCCCACGCACGGAAGAAGCGACUUGGGCAGCGGCAUCGCUCAUCUUUCUCUUGGCAUUGCUCACUUUUUCAGUCUUGUACACACAAAUCUAUAAGAAGUUCCGCAAGAGCCAAAGUCUGUACUGGGCGUCUGGAAGUAACUCUGAAGAAACAGAGACUGUAGCAUCAAUUAUCAAGAGGAGGUUGGUUCAAGGUCACAGCAAGCGCAAGAAAUGGAUCGGACGCAAGAAAAGCCCAGCGAGACUGUAUGAAAGCCUAAGUGAGAGUUCUGAUUAGCUCAAUCUGGAUUGGACACGUCAUGAGUCAUAUUAUUGAGUGUGGAAAAGGAAUCCUCUGCUAUGCACGGAUGAGACAGUCCUUUUGUGGCUAUAAUCCAUAUUCUUGGUAACACUAUAUUUGGGAAUCCUGCCUGGCAACUCUGUUAAUCUGGCUAGUGCUACUCCUAAAAUUUAACUUUGAAUAUUGGCUCAUCCCUCAAAAUGUCAGGGUUAGAGUGGGUCAGUCACAUGUACACAGUGGAGGUGGUUUUAUGAAGAUGGCCUGCGUGAUGUUUCCAUCAAUCAGUGUUGGAGAGAAUUGUUUUUAUCUUUUGGAAUUGGAGUUACCGCACCUUCAGAGCAUGGGCUAGACGCUUCAUGAAGUGAAAGGAUCCCUGUUUGAAAUUCACAAGUCCCAUAUAAUCUGGCCAUGUGCGUCACAAAGUACUGCUCCAUCUGCCCUGUCUGUAUGUUUUUAUUUUGUAGAUGCCUUUGCGCAUUCAGUUUCAUGACUUAAUGCAGUGGUUCUCAAACUGUGUGCCGUGGCACCCUGGGGUGCCUCAGGACACUUGCAGGGGUGCCCUUGAUUGGUGGUCCAGGACCAAUUAAAAUUAUUUAUGUUCAAUGUAAUACGCAAAACCAGCGCUAGUGGCUCUCAAUCAUAAAUUGUGGACAAACAGAAACAAAUCUUUUUCCGCACAUAUAAACACAAUUUACUUAAUGUAAUAUUCCUCUCUAAAUUUCUUAAUAAGAAACUAUUGGCCUAGGGAUGCCGUGAAAAGAAUUCUGAUACUCCUAGGGUGCCGUGAUUCAAAAAAGUUUGAGAACUACUGAUUUAAUGGAUUGUUCGCAAAAUUUGCCCAUACUUAGUCACAAAGUGCCUAAACAUUCUGCGUUCACCAAUGACACCACUCGCACUGUUGCAGAAGUGUAAGUAAAUGACACUCACAGCAGGUCAAGCCGGUGAUAUACUACUCUCCUGAUCAGCAGUGUUAACCCAAUCAGUAGGGGAUUGUACAUGUGUGUGCUUAGCUUUAGUCAGAGCCUGUAUUCCUGGCUCUAUCUUUUUAAUAGAACACUAAUCGUUUAGUUGGGAGAACCAGAAAACUAGCUGUUGGGCAUUACCAUAAUGGUUUUAGAAUAUAUCUAGUUCCCAAAUAUAAAAAUAUAUUUCUCUGACGUCCUAGUGGAUGCUGGGGACUCCAUCAGGACCAUGGGGAAUAGCGGCUCCGCAGGAGACAGGGCACAAAA